AUGGGCAAUCAACUCGCUGUGAGCGGCUCUGUGCAAGAACUUCACUUGCAAGACUUGGCUGAAGGUUUAGUUCAGGAUCACCCUCUUGGAGGAGGUCGAUUACUCAAGAGUGUCCAAUGUUGGACGGAAGAGGGUAUGCCAGUGGUGGUAAAGGUAUAUUUGAAGAGAGAGGAUGAUCCGCCUCUCGCUCUCGCACCUCAUCAUGCCAAAUUGAAAAUAUUGAAUGAGAAAUUGAGUCUGAGGAAUCAACCCAACGUGUUGAGUUAUAAUAGAAUGGUGGAGACCGACAAGGCUGGUUAUUUGGUUCGACAAUAUUGUUAUAGCAACUUGGCAGACAGAAUCAGUACCCGACCGUUUUUCAGUGCCAUCGGGAAACGUUGGAUUGCUUUUCAAAUUUUGCAAGGAUUGAGUCAGAUUCAUAAACUUGGACUUUAUCAUGGCGAUUUGAAAGCAGAUAAUGUAAUUUUGACUGCUUGGGAUUGGGUCUUUCUGACUGAUUUGGCUCCUUUCAAACCAUCACGAAUUCCCGAUGAUGAUCCUUCAUUCUUUUCGUAUUAUUUUGAUACAUCCGGAAGAAGAAUUUGUUUAUUGGCUCCUGAACGGUUUUGUCCAACAUCACAAGUUUAUGGUAUCGGAAACACUGCGUCAGCAACGCCACUCACAAGUACCAAAUCGUUGGCAAACGCAUUUGUCAUGAUUGAUAACAACGGUUUAGAUCAAAGCAUGUUAAUUAAUGAGGAUACAUUGUCCCCUCCUUCGAGUGGCAAUCAAUCAUCAACGGAUUCGAAUAACAACAACACAACAUCUAACACAGAAGAAAUCACUGAAAAGAUGGAUAUAUUUAGUGCUGGAUGUGUCAUUGCGCAGCUUUUCCUCGAUGGUGAAGCGCUCUUUGACUAUUCCCAACUUCUGGCAUAUCGCAAAGGAGACACCGAACACUUCUCAAAAUUAUUGGAAAGAGUCGAAGAUAAAGAUGUUAGAGAGAUGAUUACACACAUGCUCGAUUUGGAUCCAAACAAACGACUCUCAGCAGAAGAAUAUAUUACAAAAUAUACACCGACCAUUUUCCCUAUUUAUUUCAAAUAUAUUCAUGAGAAAGUAAUGAUUCAAAUGCUAGACAAAAAUUGUGACAAGAGAAUUCAAACAAUUUCUGAAAUGUAUGACAAUAUUAUCGAAGAAUUAUCGGAAUCAUCAGAAAUUGGAAAGAGCCCUAGCAAUCAAAGCAUAUCUUCUACUGUGAAAACAGCUCAAAAAAGCUCUGACACACUGAACGCAACGAAUGCACCAGAAUAUACCGGAUAUAUCCAGAAAAACUCUCUCCCUGAACUUAUAUCAGAUACAAAGAAAUUUAAUCACAAUUUAGACGAUACAGAAAACAAAGAGAAAACGCCCUCCUCAAACAACAAAAUCGAAAAGCUCUCUGAAAGAAGAAAAUUUAAUAACGGGAAAAAACUGGGAAAAUCACAAACCACCCAUGAGGGUAUUGAAAUUAUUGCAACUCUUCUUUGCUCGAGUGUUCGAAAUGCUCAAAGUGUGAGCGUUCGAGUACAAGGCCUUGACCUCAUGAAAAAACUUGCAGACUUUUCUUCCAACUACACAAAAUUGGAAAGAUUGAUACCAUACACUUGUGCUUUGUUGAAUGACCAAGCUCCUCUCGUUAAAUCAAAAGCGAUAGACACACUCACAUAUAUUUUGACCAAGAUCACCGCAUUCCCUCCAAGCGACUCUAAUUUAUUUAAUGACUACAUUCUUCCUGCUUUGAAAAUUAUUUGUACUGACAAAUCUGAUUUAGUGAGAGUGACAUUUGCUGAAAAUUUGCCAUUGCUUGCCUAUCAAGCAAGAAGAUUUUUAGAAAUGAGUCAAAUAAUUAACCAAAAUAUCAAUAAUCAAGUCAUGAUAAAAGGAACAUAUGACAGUGAGCUAAACUCCUUGCAAGACGAGAUUGGAUCACGAGUUUUGGAACUCUCAAUGGAUCAAUGUACAGUUGUGAAACGAUCUCUUCUGAAGAAUAUUACACCUUUAUGUAUUUUUUAUGGACGAAGAAAAACCAACGACUUUGUAUUGCCAAUGGUGAUUACUUUCCUCAAUUCACGACAAUGGAGAUUGAGACAUGCAUUCUUUGAACAAAUUGUUGGCAUUUCGAUUUUUGUUGGUCCAACCUCGCUCAAAGAAUUCAUUUUGCCAUGUAUCAUGCAAGCUCUUUAUGACGUUCAGGAAUUUGUUAUAGAUCAAGCUUUGAAUGGUCUAGUUGCACUGUGUGAAUUGGGCAUGUUUGAAAAAUCGACAAUUGUAGACAUUGCUAAAAAAGUUUCAUAUUUGCUCUACCACCCUAACACUUGGAUACGAUAUAAUGCAAUUGCCUUUUUCUCGGCAGCCAGCAAGCAAUUGGGAAUGGCUGACACUAGUUGUUUCUUGCUUGAUAUUCUGAAACCACAUUUGGCUCAAAGCAUAAUGAUUAUUACGGAAUAUUCGCUGCUUGAAAGCAUUACUCAACCAAUAGCACGUGAUACAUUUGAUCGAGCUAUUAAGCUUCUUAUGGAAGACCUUAGUGCUUCCUCUCGUCAACCUUUCCAAACUUUAAUAACACAAAAGUUGCCUCAGGUUUCACCCGAAGAGGUUGACAAAUUGGAGACCAUUUUACCGUACCUCUCUCAAGUGGCAACAGCCGUACUGUCAAAAUCUUGGGAAAAUAACAAUGAUGGCGAAAACCAAACCAACAUCGAUAGUGGUAGUGUGGUACAAUUGAAUCUUCCACUCUUUACACAUUUCACACCAAUAGAAAGUCCCUAUAUUAGUCUGCAAUCAAGUAUUACACAAAAUAAUCAAGCUCCAUCAAAACCAUCACAAUCCAAGCAGUAUAAUAAUGAAUGGAAUACAUUCUUCUCAAUGUCAGGAAAACCAAAAUCCAAAACAAAAGAUAAUGACGACUUCCCAAAGAAUAUUACAAAUCCCCUCUUAAAAGCCUCCACUAUUGGAAAAUGGAGACCAAAUGGUAACUUGUUUGGCCAAUCCACAGAACACAAAGGAUCUGUCAAUGAAAUUUCAGUUCACGACAGCUUGUAUUGGUUUGUGACAGGUGGCAACGAUGGAACAGUAAGAUUGUGGGAUCUCACCAACACUGAAAGAGAUUUUGCAAUGAAUUCUAAAAUGACGUAUACCAUCAUUCAAGGAGGAGGAAGAGUGAACUCGGUGGCAAUUCUCAAUGUGACAUCUCCUCUCAUUGCUGCUUGCACAGAUAAGGGAUGGAUUCACGUAUUCAGCGCAGAUUUAGGCACUACCAUGUACACUAUAACCAUUUCGGAUAGCGGUGCAAUAUUUGUGCAAUCUUCAAGCGGGUCAAAAACUCAAGAAGCAUCCAUUAAUGUGGUGAGACCUCUCAACAUUGGAAAUCAACCAUUACUAAUUUGUGGAAAUCAAAAUGGAAUGGUUGUAGGUAUCGAUCCAAGAGCUGCCAGAGAGGCAUUUUCAUGGAAAUCAAAAGAGGCACUCGAACAGGGACCAAUCUCAGAAAUUUGUUGUGGCGACAAUGAACCUUGGGUGAUUUCUUCGACGAAGCGUGGAUUCCUCACAUUGUGGGACUUGAGAUAUCAAAUUAGCGUUUCCAAUACGCGAAUUAAUGAAAGUGCCAUUAACAGAAUUAGCAUUUGUAAGAAUAGCGUUUUGACCAGUUCAUUCUCAUCUCCGUCUGUAUAUAUCGCAUCUCAAAACAAUGACAUUAAUUUAUGGAGUUUGGAAACACAACAAACCUUAUACAAGUUCAGAUGUUCUGACACUAGAAAGAAGAGUCAACCAACUCCACACACCACACCCAAUAUCGAUCAGCCAUACGGCUCUGAUAAAUUUGCCAUUGGAGAAAUUAAAAAGAUUAUGAGGGAGAGAAAACAAUUUUCGACAGAGGAGCCUACCUUUGAUAUUAAUGCUUUAUAUGUGAAUGAUUAUGAUGGAUGUUUUUAUUCUGGCAGCAGUGAUGGCAUUGUGAGGUUCUGGGAUGUGAACAAAAUUGAUCAGAGUUAUGUUGUCAGUGGCGCCUCUCAACAAGCAUUUAUGUAUGGUGCUAAGAAGGAAGAUAACUGUACGGUAUUUACUGAGGAUGUGAUGUCACUCCAACGAACCGAUCAAUCUCUCACCUCAAGUACAACAAGCAACAGAGGAAAGGGAGGUACUUUCUCACAACCCAUUGCUACACAUCACUUGGACACAAUUACUGAUAUUGAAGUUGUGUCUGGAGUAUCAAAAGGCCAUUUCCAACCUCUCUUGUUGACUGCCUCUCGUGAUGGUAUGCUUAAGGUUUGGAAAUAG
This is a messenger RNA of Naegleria fowleri, 4299 nucleotides long. RefSeq lists its product as uncharacterized. Gene Ontology annotation, biological process: protein phosphorylation; protein targeting to vacuole; macroautophagy. The transcript has a single exon. Gene Ontology annotation, cellular component: late endosome; phosphatidylinositol 3-kinase complex, class III, type I; nucleus-vacuole junction. The coding region runs from base 1 to 4299 and encodes 1432 amino acids. The record is from RefSeq and is a predicted model, not a curated record. Gene Ontology annotation, molecular function: protein serine/threonine kinase activity; protein binding; ATP binding. NCBI's taxonomy places the organism in Eukaryota, Heterolobosea, Eutetramitea, Acrasida, Naegleriidae.